AUGUCAUCAUUCAGUUUCGGCGCCAGUCGCAAGCGCGGCCGCGACGAUGACCUCGCCAUGACCACACCAGGCGCCGGCUUGUUCGUCACGGGCCUGACUCCAACACCGGCACCUGAGACUCCACGUCGUGACCUCAGUCGAGCGCGCAGUCAAAUAUCUGGUAGCUUCAUGGACGAUAUAAGCCUCGUCGACUUUAAUGAGCGUGAGGCGCAAGACGCCGCGAAUGGUGAAGACGAGCAAGAAGAAGAGGAAGAGGAACACAUCUAUUCCCAAGACACGGAAGCGUUCCCAGAGCAUAUCACCUUUGAUAACGAUUUGCCGGAAAUAUAUCGACGUGCGAAGAGACUUGCAACGAAUCUGCAAGCGCAUCUGGAGCCAUUUCAACAGACCUCAGAAGACGUCCAUGUCAUUCAUGGCAGAGCUGUAGCAGCUCAGGCAGCUCCAGAAGUGAAGAAGCCGGAGGUCGGGAUGGUCGGACACACGGGCACUGGGAAAAGCUCCACCACCAAUGCCUUUGUAGACGAUCUGGAGGCCUCCAAGGCGGCUUCCAAUGGAGAUAGCUGUACUGCCGUGGCCACUCACAUGACUGACAGCAUACCUGGUCAGCGACUACCUUAUGCAGCUGAGAUUUACUUUAUCGAUGGUCGCACCUGCCGCAAUUUUCUUUCCGAGCAGGUAGGCCACUUCAUCAGAUUCAAUUUCGAAAAAGACCCACAGUGGUCUGUCGAGGAACAGCAUCUCUACAGCAGUCGCGCAGCUACCGCUCUGAAAGUGUGUCAGUCACUGUUCUGCGAUCAGCAUGGGUUCGACUCACCUGGCGCCAUUGAGUCCUACUUCCGACAGCAUCGAUAUGCAGCGUUGCCUACCUUGGAGUCAUGGUGCGCUCAAUUGCUAGGCCGUUUCGAUGAGCGCGCAGGCCAACAUCUACUUCGCUUCGAGGCAGAAACGGCCGAGCAGCUGAAUAAAGCCAUCAAUCCACACAUUUUCGAGACGAACAAUCCCGAAGAACCCAUGCUUUGGCCUCUCGUCGAGCACGUUUCCAAAGGCUUCCAAAAUUCUCGGAUCCUGAAGUACGUGGAUGUGCUCGACCUUCCAGGCACAACAGACACGAACACAGUUCGCGCUGAAAUAGCCCACAAGUUCAUUACCAAGGCCACCGCACUGUGGACAGUGGGCACGAUCGGGCGGAUCAAUUCAGACGCAGAGGUUGACCUCACAUUGGCCACCUAUGGCAGGAGAUUUGGAAACAAUGUCGCUGUCAUCGCCACUAGAUCUGAUGCGGAUCUCAACCCGCAAGUUGCUCGUGACUUGGAGAAAAAUGGUCAGAGUGUCGGUGAUUACUGGGCUUUGGGAGAUCGCGUGCGCGAACUGAAGGAAGAACUCAGUGCCCAUCGCAGAUCCAGGAAUGCUCCCAAGCGGCAGAGAAUGCCAGUGGACUUUGACGUGAAAGCACACGCUCUUCAAGUGGAGAUUGAUGCAGUCAUGGACGAGCAAUUCGAUGGCUUGGUCGAGGCUCGUAACGCUUACGUCUCAAGAAACCUGAAGCAAGCCAAGCAAAAGCACAUCAUCCCAGGAGCUACGCUCGCAGUGUUCCCGGUGUCUAACACUCACUACGGGGUUCACAAAGGGAACGACGCCUCGGACAAGCGACUAAUGCGUGUUGAGACGACCAACAUUCCUGCCCUUCGAAGUCACGCUCUGUCACUCGCAGCCCCUCUGCAAUUCCAUGCCAUUGAAGUCCGCAUCAACGAGGCGAUCCUAGCACUUCGAGGUGCUAUUAUAUGGGCCGAGUCGCCUCCGACGAAGCGCAAUGAGGACCUCAUGAACAUUGUCGCUCAGCCUGGUCAGUUGCUGCACUCCAUUCUCGAGGAGGGUCGAAACAGCUCCGAACACUACGCCACGGCCCAGCUCAUCACACCGCUGGACAAGGGCCACAGUCAAUUCGUUCUGGCAUCACUCGCUUUCGCACAUCACGUUCAAUCAACAUGGCAUCACUCAUCCGUCCGAGCAUUCUUUGCCAGGAACGGCAAGCACAAAACUACCAAGGCGGGCUACGAAGUCUGGAAUGAACGCUUCACAGACGACCAAGUGAAAGCCCUCCAACCCGGCCUUAACUCAAUGCUACCACAUCUCUUCUCCAUGAUCCAAGCAGCCAUGACCAAACUAAAAGGCUCAAUCCGAGACAUUCCAGACCAACUCGCCAACAACGCCGAAGCCAUACCCGUGGCCAUCGAACCUUUGAGAGAAAAUCUUGAGGGCUUCAUCACUCAAAUCCAACACAGAGUCGACGAACGCAAACAAGAACUGGAGACCAAACUCAAAAAUUUGGCACUUCACGCCACUCAAGACGUACCUUCCGCCUACUUCACCCAAGCCAUGCUUCCAAUGUACGACGAAGCCAAAACCUACCACGGCGACGGCUGUACAGCUCGCAUGCACACACUGCUUGGAGACUGGCUUCAAGGUCUCGGUCCUGCCCCUUGCACACCCUUUUCUGCCGUAUCCGCCGAUCUAAAGCGAGACUUUGAGGAUGCCGCAGAUUGGAUCACGAGGGCAUUGGAGCGAGAUAUCGAGAAGAUUCUAGGAGACAUGACGAAAAUGUUUGAGGGGAUUCUGACACGUCAGGCCGAGAGUCCUCAAGAGAAGCAGGCUCGUGUGGCUUUGGGACCGUUCCUUGCGCAAGUCAAGCCGGAGAUGGAUGCGAUUGUGAAGGAGCUCAUUGCGCUGAAGAUCAGAUACGGGGAGGACUUGUCUGAGGAGGAGAAGAUUUUCCAAGUGUCGCAUUCAGAAGGUCGUGCUCGCCGUCAGACUGAGUGGUUCGGACUCUUUCGAGGACGAUGGUAG
Pseudocercospora fijiensis CIRAD86 is the source of this 2844-nucleotide messenger RNA. RefSeq lists its product as uncharacterized. The record is from RefSeq and is a predicted model, not a curated record. The transcript has 2 exons. Lineage: Eukaryota; Fungi; Ascomycota; Dothideomycetes; Mycosphaerellales; Mycosphaerellaceae. The coding region runs from base 1 to 2844 and encodes 947 amino acids.